AUGACUGGACUUCUUGUUCUCUCAGUUCCUCUCAAUGAAGCUUGCAACUAUAAACCCGCGAUUCUGCAUUCACGAGCAGGUACUUCAUCCUCACUUGCUUUUGCACCUGAUCUUACAGUGCCGUAUCAGUCCUCACAUCAACUGCAACGAGGCCUGGUUCAUUCAGGUCUUCCUGGUUCGGGAAACUCCAUCGAUACAUUACUUAAAUCUAUCUAUCCUUUUUUAGCUGUUACGAGUGGUGGCUACAAAGAGCGUUCAUCGCAGUUACCUAAUGAUGAGCUACAUAAUGUUGUCGAGAUGGGUCUCUGCACGAGUGCACCCCUGCAUAUUCGUGAAGGUUCUUUGCCAUCAGGCCAGAUGAAAGAAGAACCCUGAACUUGUUGUAGAUAUUAACUGCUUAACACUUCCUGUUUGUUGGGUAUAAGGAACAUAUGGGAAGACGUCACAAGGCGCUCCAUAUGAAGAAGUUCCUACUUUUAUUUGUACAGCUAAUACACGAACAUGGUGUUUAUGGUGCACGUGACCUCCUUCUAUUCGCGAGUGCUAUAUAAUUUGGCUACCAAAGAAGUAAAACUUGUAUCAGGAGACACAUUUUCAUGAACAAUAUCAAACGAGGGUUCGAGGAAAGUAUGCAUUAUCCAGACAUAUAUGCAAAGCAAAAUAGGUAUUGCAGUUUGAUCUCAAGUCUUGAACCAGUACUCAUGCACUUAUUACUUCUGUCUCAUCUUAUGUGAUGUACUUUAACUGAACACGACGUGUAAUGAAACUCUUCAAAAAUAUUGAUGGAUGCUUGAAGG
Messenger RNA from Solanum lycopersicum (tomato), 797 nucleotides. The record is from RefSeq and is a predicted model, not a curated record. Lineage: Eukaryota; Viridiplantae; Streptophyta; Magnoliopsida; Solanales; Solanaceae.